This is a messenger RNA of Trichobilharzia szidati, 2816 nucleotides long. NCBI's taxonomy places the organism in Eukaryota, Metazoa, Platyhelminthes, Trematoda, Strigeidida, Schistosomatidae. The record is from the annotation of a GenBank genome assembly.
CUCAAGGUCAGUUUCGCAUCUGGAACAAGGUACGGAUUUAAAAGACUGUUGUAGUCUUUCCAUUGAAAUGUCGCUGUCUCGGAAAGUCAGCCCCUCAUCGAGAGCUGAAGAUGAUAAAAACAUUAGAAAAAAGUCAGUCAUCAAGAAUUUUUUGGGUUCAAACAAAGGGAGACUAUUCGGCAGUAACACAUGCAUAACUGAUAUUUCGUGCUGCGUUCACCUAUUAGAUGAUACUUGUAUGUCAGUUUCAUUAUCAAAUAAAGCAUUCGGUAGAUGUUUACUCGAAGUUGUAUGUGAACGCCUCGGUGUUUUAUCACAUAUUGCCUACUUUGGACUGCGCUACUGUGAUAAUAAUAGUAUCAAUCAAUGGCUCAAUUUAAAUGACAAAGUUUAUAAACAGCUUAAAGAAGUCAAAAACUCUACUCUGUGCUUUCGAUUCAUUUACUAUCCGAAUAAUCCGUUGAAGUGCUUUCCUAAUGAAACCAUCAGACAUUUAAUUUAUCUUCAACUGAGGCGGGAUUUCUACGCUGGUCGACUAAGAACUCAAGCGUCGAGGACUUAUGAAUUGGCGGCUUAUGCUAUACAAGCUGAGCAUGGUUUAACAGAAAUACCCCAAGGAUUCAAUGUGGAUACUAUUCCUGGUGGUAUGCGUGUUCUACCCUGUUUAACAACAGCCAUUAUACGAGGAAUUAAGGCACAUCUUAAAACAUGCAUCUGCAUGUCACAAACUGAAGCUCUAGAGAAAUUUAUUGAAGAGGCAUCAAAGAUUGAAACAUAUGGAAUGGAACCAUUUCAAGUGCAAGACCAGAGACAAAAUGGGCUAUGCAUUGGAUUCAAUUACAAAGGUAUUUCAAUAUUCAAAGAUGGUUUCAGUACCAAUGUUUUUGAAUGGGCAUUUAUUAAAAACAUUUAUCCAGCUAAAAAGAAUCUGGUAAUGAUUGUCAGCAAUGGACAGUCUGAAGAAAAGGAUCUAGUUCUUGGUUUCAAGUGUAAAUCAUGUUCUGAGGCAAAAACUCUUUGUAUGCGUGCACUCAACUGUAAAACAUUUAAAGAAACAUCCAGUAUUUUAAAUUAUCGACCAUCUGUGCUUAUAAAUCAAGAUUCCUUCAGCGAUUCUUCUGACAGUUUACAAUCUCAUUCACCUAAAACUAAGAUUGAUUCAAACACAGACAUCCAAUUAGAAAUAACAUCUCCACCAACAACAACUACCAGUGAUUGUCCUGAGACUUCAACAGGCUCAGAAACCAGUGAAAGUACAGUUUGGCCAGUCAGUUAUGAACCGUUCAAUGAAAACAGACGAGUUAGUGACGGCUUAGACAACAAUCCACCAAAGACACCCAAUCUAGACGAACCUAGACACAGUUUAACUAUGUCAUUAUUAGGUCCUCCAGCCAAACCAACACAAAGAGUGAGUCCUCGAGGUAGUUUUGGUGGUAGUAUGGAGUUGCCAACUCCAAAUGAAAGUAAACCACAGGUUGCUGAUCUGUUCUGGAAUCCUAAAGGUGCUCAUCACUUAGUUAAUGGAUCUUCGAUCAAUGUGAACAAAGAAAAUAGUAAAUAAUCAAAUGUUAGAAUUUAAACAUUUCACUGUCAAACAGUUAAACAAAUGAAGUGAAAUUUUUUAAAAUUUACAACACCGACAACACCAACAGCACCACCACCAACAACAAUAGCGACAUAUUAUCUCACUUUCAAUACAAUCAAUUACACGCAUGAAUCACUGAUUAGUAUUCAGUGUAAUGCAAGAAUAACACUAGAAAGUGGGAUAAUAAACUCCAGCCAUAUGCUACACAUAUUACUCUUUUUGGUGUAUUUUGUUUUAAUGUUAUAUGACUCAGAAAAAUAAUAACAAUAAUAAUAAUGAGUUAAGCAUAGGAAACACAGAUUUCUACUGAUAACAAGUGUGAUCAUUUAUUAAGCGCAUAUUGUAUAAAAAUAUAAUCAACACUGAUCACAUAACUGUGCUACUACUUUCUCUCAGUUGUUUAUACUUACUGCACAAGAUUUAUUGCCCAUUAUUGGUAUUAUUCGUAAUUAUUCUAUUGUCUUCAUUCUACAGAAAUGUCAAUCCCUUAACACUGAUCCCAUUACCUAUUGCGUAAGCUAGUUGUUCGUUCAUAUGCUUAUAUACAUAUACAUAUAUGUUUGAAAACAAAUGACUGAUUCCUAAUUACCAUCACAUUGUAUAAAUAAAACAAAAAAGAUAUAGAUGGAUAAUGUUGCAGUUUUACUUCGUCUCCUGUCUCCAGUGCUGGUCAUUGUACAUUGAUAUGGAAUAAUAAUAAUAUUGUUGCUGGUGAGAAAACACAGUCUUUUCUCAAUUUCUGCCUUCAUUUCGAUAAACGGUUGUUAGCUGGAAAUAAGCACACUGAGAGCGAGAAUCUUUUUUUAAUGAGCUACUCAAUUUGUAUUUCUCUUUUUUUUAAAAAUUUUAUUCGAAGUGUCUUAAAGAAGACAUUUCAUAUUAUAUAUAUGCUUAAGUUAUGAAAAAUUCUUACAAUUGCAAGAAACAUGAUCCAUUACUAUCAAAAUUGAAAUCACACAGAGAAAACAAGUAAUUAUCUGUGUACUAUCAUUCUGUAGAUUCUGUUUUGUUAUUUUUCUAAAAAAAAGAAAUGAUUUUCUUUCCUUUGGCUUUCAUUACUGACUUUCUCUUUUCAGUCCUAUUCUAUCUAUUCCAGUUUGUACAUUUCGAUAUUUUAUUUUUUUUGCUGUUGUUUUUGUUGUUCUUGAUUUAUUAUUUUAGUUCUUGAAUUUUAUUGAAAACCUUUGUUAUACCAUGUAAGAGGAAGAGAAUAAAACAGUAUUACGUUUAA